This is a messenger RNA of Staurois parvus, 309 nucleotides long. NCBI's taxonomy places the organism in Eukaryota, Metazoa, Chordata, Amphibia, Anura, Ranidae. The record is from the annotation of a GenBank genome assembly.
CGCCCACCUGUGCCCAGCAGAUCACCCACCUGUGCCCAGCAGUGCACCCACCUGUGCCCAGCAGUGCACCCACCUGUGCCACCUACCUGUGCCCAGCAGUGCCACCCACCUGUGCCCACCCACCUGUGCCCACCAGUGCCACCCACCUGUGCCCACCCACCAGUGCUGCCCACCAGUGCCACCCACCAGUGCAGCCCAGCAGUGCUGCCAGUCAGUGCCACCAGUCAGUGCCCAGGGGUUGUGCCAGUCAGUGCCGCCAGUCAGUGCCCAGCAGUGAUGCCAGUCAGUGCCGUCUAUCAGUACCCAUCA